AUGAAACAUCUUGUUGUUUUUCUGUUAGUUACUGUUGCUUUGCAGUUUGGAUUAAAUGACGCUUGCACCGACAACGAUGUCGUAUUUCGAAACCGCCUUGGUAAGGAUAUUAUUCUCAAAGUGAGUUGCGAAUCCAACAAGAAACAUCGAUCCAUCGGUUCGGUAAACUUCAUGGGCAUUCCACAUCGUAUCACCUUCGGUGAAGAAGUCGGUGGCAAGACUACAUGGCAUUGCUUAUUGCGGUAUGGACAAUUUACUUCACAUUUUAGAGCAUACAAAGGAGGAUCCUUGAUACCUCGAUGUGGGGAGUUACGAGUUUAUAUUGCCAAACCUGAUGGAAUCUACUUAGAGAAAAAUGCGGAUCGGGAGAAACUUGACCAGCGUUGGAUGAAAAUGUAA
Messenger RNA from Microthlaspi erraticum, 399 nucleotides. NCBI's taxonomy places the organism in Eukaryota, Viridiplantae, Streptophyta, Magnoliopsida, Brassicales, Brassicaceae. The record is from the annotation of a GenBank genome assembly.